Messenger RNA from Balearica regulorum gibbericeps (East African grey crowned-crane), 826 nucleotides. NCBI's taxonomy places the organism in Eukaryota, Metazoa, Chordata, Aves, Gruiformes, Gruidae. The record is from RefSeq and is a predicted model, not a curated record.
UUUCUCUUUCCUAAUCCUGACAUUAUCCUGUGUGCUUCCUGCAGAUAUAAAUGAAUGUGAAUCUGCCCCCUGCAAGAAUGGUGGAAUCUGUACAGAUCUCAUUGCCAACUAUUCCUGUGAAUGUCCAGGUGAAUUUAUGGGACGAAACUGCCAACAGAAAUGCUCUGCCCCACUAGGGAUAGAGGGAGGAAUUGUGACAAACCAACAAAUGACUGCAUCAUCCACUCAUCGAGCUCUUUUUGGACUCCAGAAAUGGUACCCCUACUAUGCACGACUUAAUAAGAAGGGGUUUGUGAAUGCUUGGACUGCUGCAGAAAAUGACAGAUGGCCAUGGAUUCAGAUAAAUCUGCAGAAGAAGAUGCGAGUCACCGGAGUUAUAACUCAAGGUGCCAAGAGAGUUGGAAGUCCAGAAUAUGUAAAAUCUUACAAGAUCGCAUACAGUAAUAAUGGGAAGUCAUGGACAAUGUACAAAGUAAAAGGCAAAAAUGAAGAUAUGGUGUUUCGUGGAAACGUGGACAACAUCACCCCAUACGCUAACUACUUCACCCCUCCAAUUAAGGCGCAGUACAUACGGCUGUAUCCUCAGGUGUGCAGAAGACACUGCACACUGAGAAUGGAACUUAUUGGCUGCGAACUGUCAGGUUGCUCUGAACCCUUAGGGAUGAAAUCAGGACACAUUCAAGACUACCAGAUUUCUGCCUCUAGUGUUUUCAAUACCCUCAACAUGGAUAUGUUCUCUUGGGAGGCCAGGAAAGCCCGGCUGGACAGACAAGGAAAAGUUAAUGCCUGGACCUCUGGCUACAAUGACCAGUCACAGUGGUUGCAG